Halteromyces radiatus is the source of this 805-nucleotide messenger RNA. RefSeq names its product HSP20-like chaperone. Bases 77 to 577 code for a protein of 166 amino acids. Lineage: Eukaryota; Fungi; Mucoromycota; Mucoromycetes; Mucorales; Cunninghamellaceae. The transcript has 3 exons. The record is from RefSeq and is a predicted model, not a curated record. Gene Ontology annotation, cellular component: cytosol; nucleus. Gene Ontology annotation, biological process: protein folding; chaperone-mediated protein complex assembly. Gene Ontology annotation, molecular function: Hsp90 protein binding; protein-folding chaperone binding.
UUUUUUUUUUUUCUUUCCUUGUCCUUUUCUUUUCUUCUUUAUUUGAAAUAUCGUUAUAUUUUUAUUAAUAACUAUCAUGCCUCUCCAUCCUACUGUACUUUGGGCUCAACGCGCUGAUUUGAUUUUUUUAACCGUUGAUCUUAUUGACAUCACUGAUCCCAAAAUUAACUUGACGUCUGACCGCUUCCAAUUUAAAGCUAAAGGUGGAAAAGAACAAAAUGAAUAUGAAUGUGAAAUCGAAUUUCUCAAGUCUAUUAAUGUCGAAAAAUCCACACAACAUUUGACUGCUCAUAAUUUGUCUAUGACUAUCUAUAAGGCUGAAGGAGCUGAAGGUUAUUGGGAUAAGCUUCAAAAGGGUGGUAAACUCAACUUCCUCAAGACAGACUUUAACAAAUGGCGAGAUGAAGAUGAUGAAGACGAUGAAGAUCCUAUGGCAGGUAUGCCUGGUAUGCCUGGUAUGGGCGGUGGUAUGCCCGAUAUGGCUAAUAUGAUGGGUGGUGCUGGUGGUAUGGAUUUUUCUCAAUUCCUCAACAACCCUGAAUUGCAAAACAUGGUAAGAUUAUCCUCCCUUUCUUAAACACAUAGAUUUGUACUCAUUUUAUGAUUUUUAUUAUCGUAGGCUGGUGGUGACGAAUCUUCUGAUGAAGAAGAAGAACAAGAAGGUGAAACCAAGGCUGCUGGUAAGAGGAAUGAAAAAAGAGAAGGAAUGAAGAUAUAAUAAUGGAACGUUAUGAUAACUGAUUUAUUCUUUUUUAUUAUUAUUAUUAUUAUUUUAUUCUUUAGAAGAACAAAAGUAGAUUGGAUA